Molecule: messenger RNA, 1113 nt
Organism: Spizellomyces punctatus DAOM BR117
Lineage: Eukaryota; Fungi; Chytridiomycota; Chytridiomycetes; Spizellomycetales; Spizellomycetaceae
Exons: 3
Coding region: 1-1113 (370 amino acids)
Cellular component (GO): plasma membrane
Source: RefSeq, a predicted model, not a curated record
AUGUCAAAGACGGCUUCUCAUUCUAUGACGGGCGCUCGCAAUGUCGCCUUGGGUGCGGUAUUCGGUCUCGCUCUCGAGAAGAGCAAAGUCUAUCUCCCAGAUAUUAUCAUCAACCAGAUGCUGCUGCGGCAGUGGACAAUGGGGCAAAUGUUUUUUACUGCUGCGGCUGGGGGAACGAUCAUUGUGACAAUUUUGGAGGCGACGGGCGUGCGCAAGCGAUCUUGCAAACCACCUGUUUCGGCAGGACUUUCUGUGCUAGGAGAGUACGGUGCAAACAUUGUAGGCGGCAGUUUAUUGGGUGCGGGAAUGGCUCUUAGUGGAGCGUGUCCUGGAACCGUCCUUGUUCAGCUGGGAGCAGGACUUGGAUCUUCUGUUUACGUUCUUGUUGGCGCUCUCGGUUCGUCGAUUACUUAUGGAUAUAUCGCUAGAUGGAUCCAAACCUCAUUUCCAACCUUUGGAAAGAAAAGCCCGGUGAAAACUGUCGACGGUGCAUUGAAGCACAAUGCUCUAUUCACCUCCACCAUCACCGCAAGUGCCCUCAUAGCCGCAGUAUAUGUCCUUCACAGCAUGACAUCAUGGUCCCACAAUGUUAUAUCAGCAUACCAGAACCGCAUCUCGCAGGCGUCCUUCAGCAGCACUUCAUCAAGUCUCACGUCGCUAGCGUGGAGUCCCAUUGCUGGGGGUGCUUUGGUUGCGUUGCUCCAAUUUCCUUCGGUAACCCUCUGUGGAUCUCCAAUUGGUGCAUCUGGCAGUUACAUGGAACUUGCAUCCCGCGUGGUUGCCAAGAUUGACAAGAAUUGGCGAAAGAAUGCCCCAGUGUACGCAGAUUUCAUCACAUCCAAUACUGGACUUCUCUUUGCCUCUGGUGUCAUAGUCGGCUCAUUUUUGUCGGCGUAUACAGGCGGCGCUUGGCCUUUAAAUCGCAGCUUAGAAGGAUCAUCGCCUAUUAAAAGUGUCAUUGGUGGGGCUAUGCUUCUGUUCGGGGCGAGGAUGGCUGGUGGGUGUACGUCCGGACACGGAAUUAGUGGAAUUGCUCAGUUGAGUCUGGCGUCGAUCGUUACGGUUGCAGCUAUGUUUGCUGGCGGAAUUGCAAGCGCCUUCUUGCUUUACUGA